Messenger RNA from Pygocentrus nattereri (red-bellied piranha), 4533 nucleotides. It is a transcript of the gene pds5a, whose product is annotated as PDS5 cohesin associated factor A. The transcript is spliced from 33 exons. NCBI's taxonomy places the organism in Eukaryota, Metazoa, Chordata, Actinopteri, Characiformes, Serrasalmidae. Gene Ontology annotation, biological process: mitotic sister chromatid cohesion; DNA repair. Bases 227 to 4195 code for a protein of 1322 amino acids. The record is from RefSeq and is a predicted model, not a curated record. Gene Ontology annotation, cellular component: chromatin; nucleus.
AAGUCAACACUAACUGUCCGAUUGCUUCAAUGUUUGUUACUCCUACUUUCUGUCUGCGUCAUAUGAAACCUGGUGAGAAGUUGUUCAGGCAGUAAACUAACUAACCAGCCAAUCUCCACCUCCUGGAGCUACACAAGACCGAGGAGCCCAACGUUACCUCUGAAAUCGGCCUCGGAAAGCACAAGAGGCCGGUAGAGGACUGUUUGGAAAAAUAGCGUUUGGCGGCAUGGAGUUCCCUCAACAGCAGAAGCCGGCGGCGGACGGCAAGAUCAUCUACCCGCUCGGUGUUAAGGAGAUAACUGACAAAAUCAGUAACGAUGAAGUGGUUAAACGGUUAAAGUUGGUGGUAAAGACAUAUAUGGACAUGGACCAGGACUCUGAGGAGGAGAAACAGCAGUAUCUGGCUCUUGCUCUUCACCUGGCAUCGGAGUUCUUCCUGAGGAACCCAAAUAAGGACGUCCGGCUGCUAGUGGCCUGCUGCCUCGCAGACAUCUUCAGAAUUUAUGCCCCAGAGGCCCCUUACACCUCACAUGAUAAACUCAAGGAAAUUUUUCUGUUCAUCACACGUCAGUUGAAGGGUUUAGAGGACACAAAGAGCCCGCAGUUCAACAGAUAUUUCUACCUACUUGAGAAUCUGGCAUGGGUGAAGUCAUAUAACAUAUGCUUUGAACUGGAGGACUGUAAUGAGAUCUUCAUUCAGCUCUUUAAAACACUCUUCUCUGUUAUUAAUAACAGCCAUAACCAGAAGGUGCAAAUGCACAUGCUGGACCUGAUGAGCUCCAUCAUAAUCGAGGGUGAUGGAGUCACUCAAGAGCUGCUGGACACCAUCCUCAUCAAUCUCAUCCCUGCACACAAGAACCUCAAUAAGCAAGCGUAUGACUUGGCAAAGACGUUGCUGAAAAGGACUGUGCAGACCAUUGAAACUUGUAUUGCCUCAUUCUUUAACCAGGUGCUGGUGAUGGGUAAGUCCUCCGUGAGUGAUCUGUCCGAGCAUGUGUUUGACCUCAUACAGGAGCUCUUUGCCAUUGACCCUCUUUUGCUCGUCUCGGUCAUGCCACAGCUUGAGUUUAAACUGAAGAGCAAUGAUGGAGAGGAGCGAUUGGCUGUUGUAAAACUGUUGGCUAAACUCUUUGGAGCUAAAGACUCUGAACUGGCCACACAAAAUCGUCCACUCUGGCAGUGCUUUCUGGGAAGAUUCAAUGAUAUUCAUGUACCUGUGAGAUUGGAGUGUGUCAAGUUUGCAAGUCACUGUCUCAUGAACCAUCCAGACCUGGCCAAGGACCUUACAGAGUACUUGAAGGUGAGGUCACAUGACCCUGAAGAAGCGAUCCGACACGAUGUCAUUGUAACCAUCAUCAACGCUGGGAAGAAGGACCUGAACCUAGUUAAUGACCAGUUGCUGGGCUUUGUCAGAGAGAGGAUGUUGGACAAGAGGUGGCGUGUCCGUAAGGAAGCGAUGAUGGGCUUGGCUCAGCUGUAUAAAAAGUACUGCCUGCACCAUGAGGCUGGGAAAGAGUCAGCCCAGAAGAUCAGCUGGAUAAAAGACAAGCUAUUGCAUAUAUACUACCAGAACAGCAUUGAUGACAAGUUGCUGGUUGAGAAAAUCUUUGCACAGUUUAUGGUUCCUCACAGUUUGGAGACUGAGGAGAAGAUGAAAUGUUUGUAUUACCUUUAUGCCUGCCUGGACACCAAUGCUGUCAAAGCACUAAAUGAGAUGUGGAAGUGUCAGAACAUGCUGAGAGGCCUCGUGAGAGAAUUGCUUGACCUGCAUAAGCAACCCACGUCUGAAGCAAACACAACAGCCAUGUUUGGAAAGCUCAUGACCAUCGCCAAGAAUCUGCCAGACCCAGGGAAAGCUCAGGACUUCAUGAAGAAGUUUAAUCAGGUUCUGGGUGAAGAUGAGAAGCUGCGUUUGCAGCUGGACCAGCUCAUCAGCCCAACUUGCUCUUGUAAACAGGCAGAGCAAUGUGUGAGAGAGAUAACACGCAAACUGACGUAUCCCAAGCAGCCCACAAACCCCUUCCUGGAGAUGGUUAAGUUCCUGCUGGAGAGAAUUGCACCAGUGCACAUUGACUCUGAGGCCAUCAGUGCUCUGGUGAAGCUUCUGAAUAAGUCAGUUGAAGGCACUGCAGAUGAUGAAGAUGAGGGAGUAACUCCCGAUGCUGCCAUCCGUGCUGGACUGGAACUACUUAAAGUUUUGUCGUUCACUCACCCCACAGCAUUCCAUUCAGCUGAGACGUAUGAGUCUCUGCUGCAGUGUCUGAAAAUGGAGGAUGACAAAGUAGCAGAAGCUGCCAUUCAGAUUUUCAGAAACACAGGCCAGAAGAUCGAGAGUGAACUGCCACAAAUCCGAUCAACUCUAAUUCCCAUACUGCAUCAGAAAGCUAAGAGAGGCACCCCUCACCAGGCCAAACAGGCAGUAAACUGCAUCCAUGCCAUCUUCCACAACAAAGAAGUCCAGCUAGCGCAAAUAUUUGAGCCACUGUCUCGUAGUCUGAAUGCUGAUGUCCCAGAGCAGUUGAUCACUCCUCUGGUCUCGCUGGGUCAUAUCUCCAUGCUGGCUCCAGAUCAGUUUGCCUCACCCAUGAAGUCCAUUGUGGCCAACUUUAUAGUAAAAGACCUGCUGAUGAAUGACAGAUCUGUGGGCAGUAAGAACGGUAGACUGUGGACAGCUGAUGAUGAGGUUUCCCCUGAAGUGCUGGCAAAGGUUCAGGCCAUUAAACUGCUGGUGCGGUGGUUGCUGGGGAUGAAGAACAAUCAAUCUAAGUCAGCAAACUCCACUCUUAGGCUGCUCUCCGCCAUGCUGGUUAGUGAGGGAGACCUGACUGAACAAAAGAAGAUCUGUAAAUCAGAUAUGUCUCGGCUAAGAUUGGCAGCAGGUAGCGCCAUCUUGAAACUGGCACAGGAACCCUGUUACCAUGACAUCAUCACACCAGAACAGUUUCAACUCUGUGGACUUGUCAUUAAUGACGAGUGCUACCAGGUGCGCCAGAUCUUUGCCCAGAAGCUGCAUGUGGCAUUAGUAAAGCUGCUGUUACCAUUGGAGUACAUGGCAGUGUUUGCUCUGUGUGCUAAAGACCCGGUCAAGGAAAGACGUGCCCAUGCCAGACAGUGCCUGCUGAAAAACAUUAGUGUCCGUAGGGAAUACAUCAAACAGAACCCAAUGGCUCAUGAGAAGCUCCUGUCCCUUCUGCCAGAGUAUGUGGUACCGUACAUGAUUCACCUGUUGGCGCAUGACCCAGACUUCACCAAACCACAGGACUUUGAACAGCUGAGAGACAUCAAAGAGUGUUUGUGGUUCAUGUUGGAAGUGCUGAUGACAAAAAAUGAAAAUAACAGUCAUUCAUUCUUAAGAAAAAUGGUAGAGAACAUCAAACAGACAAAAGAUGCUCAAGCACCUGAUGACCCCAAGGCCAAUGAGAAGCUGUACGUUGUUUGUGAUGUGGCACUGUUCGUCAUCACAAAUAAGAGUACUUCCUGUCAUCUGGACUCACCCAAAGAUCCUGUGCUGCCAACCAAGUUCUUCACUCCCCCUGAUAAGGACUUCAAUAAUGAUAAGGACUAUCUCUCUUCUGAGGCUAGAAAUGUUCUGCUCACUGGAAAAAUACAGCAACAGCCAAAGCAGACAGGAGUGUUGGGAGCAGUGAACAAGCCUUUAACAGUCACAACAGUUCGCAGACCAUAUACGAAAACAGCAGUCUCUGACACAGGAAGCAAUGCCAGCACCAACUCCCAGCCCAUCUCUCCCGCAACGACUAAGAACAGGGAAGUGAGUUCUGAGGCAUCAGAAGCAGGGGCAAGGGAGAAUGAAGAGAAUCCGCAGAUUGUCAAAGCAGAAGGAGGAAAGAAGGACGAGGCAGCAGCACCAGCUCAGGGCAGUGGAAGAAAGCGGAGUGCUCCUGCAAGUGACGGAACAGAGAACACCGUGACUUCUAAUCCUGCAGGAUUACAGCCUCCACCCAACAAACCUCGACGUGGGAGACCCCCAAAAAAUCCUGCAGCUGCACCCAACACAGAGAAGGAGGGCACAGCUACGACAGGGGGAGGAGCUGGGCGUGGCAGAAAGAGGGCAACACCCUCCCAAGACACCACCUCUACAGCCUCGGCUGAACCAAUCAGUGGCAAGAUACCAAAACAACAAAAAGAAGUAGACUCCAAGAGGGCAGGGCAACAGAGGGUGGACCUUCAAAGGUAAAACGGCGGUCUGUAAAAGUGAGGCAGUAGUACUGCACAACAGAUGGCCCCACACCCAUCAUACACUCAAGCUUUUUUGCUCCUCAUGCGAACUUCACACACGCUCUGUGCGUGCGUUCAGACAUCUGAACUUGUUUCAUGACCCUCCACUUCAGAUAAAUGAUGAUUAACUCCUUUAGCUUCUGUUGAGUCAUUGUAUGUAGACAAAAAAAAAAACUUUCUUCUUUUGAUGUUUAAUUUCUGUUCUUUGCCACUGUCUGGAGCCAUUUUUAAAAUGAAUAUUUGAAAGGAAAAAGACAGUUUUAAUCUACAGUUGCUUAUUAAAUGCCUGGAAAGAUU